Molecule: messenger RNA, 3003 nt
Organism: Ylistrum balloti
Lineage: Eukaryota; Metazoa; Mollusca; Bivalvia; Pectinida; Pectinidae
Product: Na(+)/H(+) exchanger protein 7-like
Exons: 24
Coding region: 1-3003 (1000 amino acids)
Biological process (GO): proton transmembrane transport; regulation of pH; sodium ion transport
Cellular component (GO): membrane
Molecular function (GO): sodium:proton antiporter activity
Source: RefSeq, a predicted model, not a curated record
AUGCGCCUAUUCGCAGAUGAUGUUAUUCUGUACAUAACUGUUCGAGACCCAUGUGAUCAGCAAAUGUUACAAAAAGAUCUGACCAAAUUGGCUGAAUGGGAGAGCUGCUGGGGUAUGCUAUUCCACCCAGAAAAGUGUUCAGUGUUAAAUGUGUCGUGUAAGAGAAAUAUUCCCAGAUAUCCAUUUAAGUUGAAGGGAACCACCUUGGAGAACAAUACCAUCGUCACCUACUUAGGUGUUGACCUUACUUCCACCCUUUCUUGGUCUCACCAUAUUGACAGAAUAUCUGGCAAGACCAGCCGCACCCAAGGUUUUCUCCGGAGGAACCUGAAGAUCAGUAGUGAGGAAACCAAGUCAGCAGCAUAUCGGACAACGAUUUCUGUGUGGAAAGCUCUUCCAGCCAGUGUAGCGGAGGCAGAUAGUCCAGGGGCCUUCAAAAAGGGCCUAGCUGCACUGCGUGCUUUAGCAAUCAUGGAAAGAAAUCCAUUGGGAUUACUACCUUUUGUCCUUCUGUUCUUCUUCAUUAUUUCAUCUACGAAUUCUUCCACCACUACUUUUUAUAAUACUGAACAAAUCUCACACUCUUCCACUGGUACGACAAAUCCUGACCAUGAGGUGCAUCCCUCUAACCACAGCUCAAAUCACACCGAACAUGAGGAGUCACAUGGUCACCAUGUGGAAGUUGUAGAAAUCCGUUAUGAAGAAAUAAGCUCCCCAUUCCUGUUUACAGUUGUUGUUUUGGUCGCUGUUAUCAGUAAAAUGGGUUUUCACUAUGCGAACAAACUUUCAUCCAUCGUCCCUGAGUCGUGCCUUCUCAUCAUCGUGGGAACUGUUUUUGGAACCAUCAUUUACUUUAGUGGUUCUGGUGGCGAGCUGCAGAAAUUUUUUACUCCAGAAACUUUCUUCCACUAUCUCCUCCCCCCAAUAAUUCUGGAGUCUGCAUUUAAUUUAUAUGACAGAACAUUUACAGAAAAUAUUGGCAGCAUCCUGAUCUUUGCUGUAUUUGGGACAAUUGCAGCAUGUUUACUGCUUGGUUUGUCCCUGAUCGGCCUACAGAUGACUAGUGCUAUGCCUUAUGUUGGAGAACCCGUCCAGCUGUUGGUGUUCAGUGCCCUCAUUGUUGCUGUGGAUCCUGUGGCUGUGCUGGCCGUGUUUAAUGAAGUAGGAGUUAAUAGAGUUUUAUACUUUCUUGUCUUUGGAGAGUCACUGCUCAAUGAUGGUGUAACAGUUGUCCUAUAUCAUGUCCUGCAAUCCUACAACCUGAUCCUACAGGAACGAGAUAUUACAGCAGAAGAUAUCGUGCUUGGUUUUGUGAAGUUCUUCUUGGUGUGUUUUGGUGGGCUGUUUAUCGGAGUAAUUAUAGGAGCCCUGUCCUCCAUUCUCACCAAGUAUACCAAUAAUGUUAAAGUGAUUGAGCCUGUGGUUAUAUUUGGGACAGCCUACAUAGCAUUUCUGCUGGCAGAAAUGUUUGCCUUCUCAGGAAUUAUCAGUAUCAUUGCCUGUGGUAUUGUUCAAGUUGCCUAUGCCUUUGCCAAUAUCACAAAGAAGUCUAGAGUUACAGUGAAAUUCUUCACCAAGGUCCUCAGUACCAUCAGUGAGAUCAUCAUCUUUCUGUUUCUGGGUUUAUUUUUUGUACAAGAACAUAGCUGGAACACCGCACUGUCUUUGUGGACUGUACUCUUUAUCACUGUGUACAGGUUUGGAGUUACAUUUUUGGCCUCUUCAUUGAUAAACCGGUUUGACAAGUACAGAGUGAGAAAGAUCCGUUAUGAUGAAAUGUUCAUUGUGAGUUACGGUGGUAUUCGAGGGGCUGUGUGUUUCUCUCUCGUUGCCUUACUGGACAUUGAAGCAUUCCCAAUGAAGGACAUCUUCAUCACAUCAACCCUCUUUGUUAUCUUCUUCACCGUUUUCAUUCAGGGAUCAACUAUCAAGCCCCUUGUCCGCCUACUACAAGUGAAGCUAGCUGCCAAGACAAAGGAAACGUCUAUGUAUGUUGAACUCACAGAACAUGUAACUGACCACUUGAUGGCAGGGAUGGAAGAUCUAAUUGGCAAGGAGGGGAAAAAUUCAAUGAGGGAGUGGUUUUACCAUAUGGAUGAGAAAUAUAUCCGCAGAUUUUUGUUACGUGACCACAACUUAAAUGAAGAGCAAUAUGAGAUCCUUCAGUGCUAUGAGAAGCUCAUGAUGAAGGAACAUUACAAAAACCUUCACUUGUGUGGAGCAAGCCAACUUCCCGAAGAUGCAAACAGACUGAGAAACAUUGACAGUCGUGCCUUGAUACAACAGAUUAAAAGCAGCACAUCAGGAAAAGAUAAUGACUAUGACAUGCAUUUGCCUGAACAUGAUGAUGAUUCUCCUGUAGCAGAUGCAUUAAAAGUGACAUUUAGUUUGGAAGACACACCAAAUACACCUGCUGAAGCAAGACACUUUUUCGAUAAACACAUCCAGAGGCCAGUCAGCCAUAUGAAUGUUUACGGGUUCUCGAAGGGACUUCAGGAUCCUGACAGAAUAAAGAAUCGUAAACUAACCAGGAUGUUCUCAAUUCGUGAGCAAUGGAGUAACAAGCGCAACAAUAACCUUCAGCUUGAGCGCUUGAAGACAAUUCGUAAAAUGCCAGAACGAGCCAUGUCUUGGUCUGAGGAGAAUACAGAGGAGGUGCAGUUCCGAGAGCAGCACAGGCAAGCUCCUCGACAACGUGCCAUGACGAUGAAUAACGACGGGUCAGCUGUCGCGCCAUUGAAUAAAAUGUACAAAGAGUCUCAUAACACUGUGAUUGAGGUAGAUGAAAACACUCACUUUGAAGGCACAGAAAAUGAGCCACUUAUGGAUGAAAAUAGUGAGGAAAUACAAAAGAAUGAUUCUAAGAGAGAAAACUCAGAUACGUUGCCAAAAAGCGAGUCUGUUGACCGGCAUGGCCAGCUGACUAGACAGGGGGCUGUGGCUACAGAUGAUAUAGCUCUACAGCCUGUUGGUGAACUUAAACGACAUCGCUCCUUAGAUUGA